Molecule: messenger RNA, 6130 nt
Organism: Amyelois transitella
Lineage: Eukaryota; Metazoa; Arthropoda; Insecta; Lepidoptera; Pyralidae
Gene: PIG-L
Product: N-acetylglucosaminyl-phosphatidylinositol de-N-acetylase
Exons: 4
Coding region: 197-1078 (293 amino acids)
Biological process (GO): GPI anchor biosynthetic process
Cellular component (GO): endoplasmic reticulum
Molecular function (GO): N-acetylglucosaminylphosphatidylinositol deacetylase activity
Source: RefSeq, a predicted model, not a curated record
GGCAGGAACCAAUUCUUGUCUUCUGUCCAAUCUUGAUUUGAUUGACUGACUGAUUUGUUGAUUUUGUAUGAGAUUUCCCAUACUGUCUAUAUAUGUAAUCAAAUUCCUUGUUUAUUUUAAUAAUAGAUGCGACAUAGAUUUUAAAUGGCUUAUUCAAGGCGAUAAUCCCAUUACUUAAUAAAGUUACUGGUCAGAAAUGUUACUGUUUAGUUCAUAUUAUUACUAUGACUUCGAUUUAUUUUAUACCUUUUACUUAAAAUUCUUGGCUGAAACGCUGUUGUAUUUUAGAAACUUUGCAUUGUACAUUAGUAUAUGGUUUCUGUGCUAUAUUUUGGUAUGUGGUGUGGUGUAUCGGCGGUAUGCAAGGCGGCUUCCCACACGGACUCGUGGUUCUCUUAGGGCUAAAAGAGUUUUGGUGGUGGUGGCACACCCGGAUGACGAAUGCAUGUUCUUUGGGCCAACUAUAUUCAGGCUGUGCGAACAAGGAGCUGAUGUUCAUAUACUAUGUUUGUCAAAUGGGAAUUACGAAGGCAAAGGCCACGUUAGGCGCAAGGAGUUAUGGGAUGCUUGCAAAGAGCUUGGCAUCCCUGAUAGAAAUAUUUGUCUUAUUAACGACACACGACUGAAGGACCAUCCCAAGGUGAACUGGCCUGUGCCCGUCAUCUCUAAACUCAUGCAGCAUCAUUUAGAAAUGUUGGAUGUAGACACCCUUGUGACAUUUGACCGUGGUGGGGUGUCUUCGCAUGCAAAUCAUUCUGCAGUAUUUUAUGCAGUAGCAUAUAUGUUUGUUGAGAAAUUAAUGCCCAAGAAAUGCACAGUGUACACAUUAGAUUCUGUCAAUAUCCUCAGGAAGUAUUUGGGUUUCUUUGACCUGCCAAUGAGCUUCAUACUGUCUUCCAAAAGAUACUUCCUCCGCUGGACGGAGAGUCGCCGCGUGGUCAGAGCUAUGAAACGGCACAAGUCCCAAAUGGUGUGGUUCCGGCACCUAUAUGUGUGUUUCUCUCGGUAUAUGGUCAUCAAUACGCUGCGACGGAUCAGUUUAGCUGAUAUCGAGUUAGAACUUGAGGUUGAUGAUUAGAAAUAUUGUUGAAUUUUAGACCAGCUGCGCCGCGGGGUUUUGUUCCCGUGGGAAUCUCUUGAUAAAAAAUCAUCUAUACUUUAUUCCAGUUCAUAAUCCAUCAAAAUCCGUCCAGUAGAUUAUGAGGGAAAGAGUAAUUAACACAUCAAUACAUCCUCUUAAACUGUCACUUGUUCCUCUUCAUUCGAACCAUCUCAGUUCCUUCAGGAAGCGAAGCACCGCCGAAGGUGAGGAGUAGACCUCGGUUAACAUUCUUUGAUUAUGAAUGUGGUGUGUUGUGUACCUCUUAGUUUUACAUAACCUAAUUCCACCUAUAUCCUUUCAUGAGAGUGAUACUUUUUCGUGUAGUACAUUGUUAAUCAUUCCACUUAUUUGUUUGAUCCAAGGCAAGGUUUGCUUCCUUGUAAUGCUCAGAAAACUAUUCAUAGGCCACGCAAUUUUUGACUGAAAGCAUGUAACAGGUAGCUUUUAUAAAUGAGAAUGUUAGAACCUGAAUGUUUGUAGUUGUAUUGAGUGUGUAGUAUCUACUAUAGGAUUUACGGUAGGCUGCAUACAAAUAUCACCUAACUAUACCACUUUUGGGCGUCGGUGGUCGAAUCGGUAAGGUGCCCGGUUAAAAUGCGUGAUGCGCAGAAAGGCACAGGUUCAAAUCCCACUUCGGCCAUGUACCAAUGACUAUUUUCAAAGUUAUUUACAUUGUAUGUGAAUACAAACCGAUGCUGUUAUGACGAGGGAAAUCAUCGCGUUGAAACCUGCACAUUCAGGCAACUGGAUGCACUUCGUGUAAAAACCCGACUCACCCAAUCUAGGAUCUAUGGUCAAAGACAUACCCCCGCCACCUCCAAAGAGGGGAGGAUGCAACCGGGUCUAAAGCCAGGAAAAAACCUCCAACCACCGCAUGUGUAUCGAGGUAUAUAUACUAUAUGCCCCACUGUUCUUAUCAUUCUUAUAUAUGUGAUGUAAUGUUCUUCCCAAUGUAUUGCAAUAAAUUUAGUUAGAAAUUUAGACUCGGUUUAUGUAUGUGUUUGAUAAGAUAGGUAUUGAUUAGCUGCCAUUGUUUUGUAAGUUCUAAGUCAAGCUAGUCUUCAAUUAGGCCAAUAUAAAACGUUCAUAAAAUUGUACCUUAAGACAGUGUUGACUAUUUGUACAAGUUAGGUUAAGCACCAAAGUGUAAAACAAAUAACGAGAAAUUUAUAUGUAGAGUUAGUAUAAUAGUUAUCUUUUUGUUACAGAGUCAGCUUAUGAAUAUAUAUAAUACGGCUAAUUUUUAUCAAGAGUAUAUGAAUUUAUUAUGAUUAUGCAACCACGCGAGUGAAGUGCAUGUAUUUGUGUAUAGAAAGAAAUAAUGCCAUGCAACCAUUUUGUAACAUAAGCAGUUUUUUUAAUCAAGUUUGUGAAAACUUCUAAUGAUAUAUCUGUUUUAAAAUAGUAGUUUAGUUUUAGGUGUGUCGCAUAUACUGAAUAUUUAUCUUCUUAAUAUAAAUUGAAUAUUUGUCAGACAGCCGAAACUAAAUAAGUGUAAAUAUCAUUUGGGAACUUUAUCAUACAUUAUAAAGUAUUAGUUAAAAAUAGAAAUUUAAUAUUGUUCAAUUUCUCUUCAAUCUACCGAUAAAUGAAAUUUGUGGUGCAAUUGGAUAGAAACGAUAUUUCUUUCGCUUACAGCCGGGAUCGUGGUAAGUGGGAAUAGGCGGGAUUUUAUGUAGGUAUGUUUGGAUAUUUAACGUUUGAUAGGAUUGUGAGAGACUGGCGUCUGAACUAAGCAGAGCCUGUGUAGACCACAUUUUCUCCCCACUUGAAAAUUGUAUAAAAAUUGGUUUUGUUUAGUGAAAGAAAUAUUGUAGUUCAGAUUAUGGAUGUUAUGACGAUUUUUAUAUAGGUAUUUAAAUUUAUUAUGUACCUACCGGCAAAUGCGACAGAGAUGAAAUAUUAAAAUUGAAAUGCAUGUAAAAUUACGCAAAAUAAACCAUAUAAACCUUUUUUUUCCAAGCUGAUUGCUAUGUAAGAUUAUUCAUUUAUCAUUCAAAGAUUUUCAAGCGUAUACUAGAUAUUAGACUAUUUGAGUUUAGUUAUAUUUGAUGUUUUGAGUCUAGUCCUUAUGGUGUUUAUGACAAUCCUCUAUGUACUAAGUAAAUCUAGGGUAAGAAGUAGUGUUGCCGAUUGAUAGUCCACUAUCGCCUAUCGAUUUAUAGUAAAAGCAACAAUAUCCAUGGGACUAUCGAUAGUAUUGAUCGAGGUUACUACCGAAAGUAUUGAUAUAGUCUAUCGACAACGGCAACUCUACUAGGAACAAUAAUUAAAUUCAUGUAAAGUCAAUUUUACUUAGCCUAGCCUUGCAAAAAGAAAGUCUUUUACGCCUGUCUAUUCUGUGAUAUGAGUUUACGCUUCCAAUAAUGAAGUUUUGGACUUUGUACAACUGUUGCAUUAUCUAGAUAAUCACCUAUCGAUUAUUAUAAUCUUUUUAUAGCUGGCUUGUGUAAUUCAUUUCCAAAAUGAAUAUUGUUAUUUUAUUACACUGUAAUUAUAUGACCAACUAAGACUGAGUUUCUAUUUCUAACCUCAAGAGUUCGGGUGACAUCUAACUACAAACCAAACAAAUCAUAACAGAUUAAAUUAAUUUUAUUUCCGUUGGCCUCAAAAUACUCAUAGUACAUUUUACAACAAAUGUUAUUUAUUACAUCAUUAUAGGUACUUACAUUUCAAUGCGAGAACGUUUCAAAACUUUAAAUAGGUAAACAUUUUAAAAUUGACAAGUUUAGAGCGCUCUAUAGUUAUCUUUAAAAUAUGGAAACCGCCCUAUUUUACCACUACCGACAAUAUUUUAAUAGAAUACUGAUAAUCCUAUACCCGCGGACCAGAGUCAAGAUUAGAGUUAAUGCCAAGCUUAAAUAAUAUUAGUUAACUCACAACACAUGCAUUAUAAUGUCAACUCAACACAAACAAUGAGGAACAUUUCGAUAAACCUAUCGAAAAAUAAAAAAAUCGUCAUGUGUACUUUGUUUUAUUUGGUAACUGCUACAAAUAAGGUUAACAAUAUCAAAGCGACUAGGCUUCCAUAAACAGCAUUCUUGUCUCGAAUUUUUUAUUGCCAUAGUUGAUUAUAUUGCGAUUAUAAGAUUUCUCUAGUUGGGCCAAGAUGUCAAGAAUAUUUUGAUCUUGUCAUUGUAGUUUGUACGUUGUGCUAUUUCAGUGAUUGAAGUCGUUAAGUACUUUAAAUGCUUUUAUCUCAAAAUACAUAAUAAAAAACGGAAACAAGCUCUAGACAAUGCUAAAAGCGGGAUGCGAACAAUUUACUAAUAUCUACUAAUAAAAGACUACUUUCAAAUAUAUAUAUCACGCUGUAUUUGAUGUAAAACUUAUUACAACAUAAGUAAAAAAAACUUAAAAACGAGUGCAAUAUUAAGCAAAAAUAAAUUGUUGUUCAGAGCUUCUAAAGAUCACUUGAACUACAACAUUGGAGUUAGUUUAUGAGAUGAGAAAGUGGUAUUUAAAAGCUCUAGACAAGAAAGCAUUACAAAUAUAUAUGCGGCCAAAAGACGCAGGUUAAACAAAGAAAAUAAAAGCGAACAUUUGGAUUGGUCAUAAGUUGCGAGUGCCAAAACAAACAUACUCGUUUGACAUUGUACUCUCAAUGUGAAUCAGUUCACAUAAGUCGCUGCACAUUAUUAUCGGGUAUAACACUGACAGAGAGCUAUUAAAAUAGUAAAUGAACGACAUAAUAAACUAAAAUUAUCAAUCGGCAUAGCGUCUGGAAUGUCACACAAAUAUUACAAUACUGAUUUGUUAAACAACAAACUUAUUAAUUAAAAUAAACAUGCAUCCCCACUUCGAGCGGGGGCGUCGCGUUAUAUAAGUUAUACAUUAAUAUAUAGUACUAUGUCCCACGAACCCGACCCACACCGGGAGAUACCAGCGUACCGGCGACGCCCCGCGGGAUUCCAACCAUCUAGCAACUCCGGUCGCCACUGUUUAAUAAUAAAAUAUAUUGCACCGAUAACAAUUUCCAUUCGUGCCAUAAUUAUUUACCUGAUACUAUUGCGCAAAAUUACUUAUAUUACGUGUUUAUUAUUAAUAUAAAUAUAAACAACAGCCAAAAAUCUGCUCAAGGCAAGUUACCUAACAGAACAUUUAAACAGUGAAAUGCGGUGAGUCUCGGCGUGAACCUCACCUCUCUCGUUGAUAAUGAAUUGUCAAAGUUUUAUUGAAUUAUUUUAAUUAUUAGGUAACGACAACACUACCUGUUAACCACUGACUACAUCGACUUAUUAGUUAUUCAUUUAAUAUCUAUUCCACAUCUGAAUUACAUUAUUUUUCUAAUGGUAUGCCCUAGCCUCUUCCGAGACCUUAUUCGUAUGAAUUGGGUCCUCUUAUACUAAGGAAGAUUUAGAUAGAAACAUUGACGUGCUAAAGACCGCCAGCAGCCGUAACAUAACAAUUUUCGCAAGAUUUCCGUAACAGAACUAUACAAUAUAACAGAGGCUUGGGCAUCGAUACCGCGCGAACGGACGCGCCGAGCGCAAUCUAUACGAUUUCAUUCAACUCAAAAGUACCUAUUGGACGUUAUACGAUAAAAUUAUGAUACAUUCAAUACACUAAUUUUUGCUACAGAAAAAUUGAUACACAUCUCGAGACAAAACUUUUUGUUUAAAUGAGUGUACAAGAUUACGCUCGACGCUUCAACGCGUACCAUAUCCACACGCUGCGUACGCGCAUACUUCCUGUUCUAGAAAUGACAGCAAACCAACUACACAAUGUGUGCCAUUGUUCUUGCCUUCCGAAAUGACUUCUCAAUUUGUUUAAAUUCAUUAUUAUACCGACCGAAUUAUACCUAAAACAUUUCUACAAGAGGAAGCCAGCGUGCACCUAAAGCGCAGAACACAGCGUUACGCAAUUUUAGACGGAAUUGCAACUAUAAUCAAUAAUAUAAAAUAUAUAUAUAAAUCUAUUUACUUUGUUGAGAAAAUUGUUAUUGAUCGGAACACAAAGAACAUUAAAAUUGGAUCCGAGUUAAUUUGUAAAUAAAAUACUGAAUACAUACCUAAAAACAUCAUUAUG